This is a messenger RNA of Scutellospora calospora, 417 nucleotides long. The record is from the annotation of a GenBank genome assembly. Lineage: Eukaryota; Fungi; Glomeromycota; Glomeromycetes; Diversisporales; Gigasporaceae.
AUGAAUUCACCAAUUGUGACUCUUAAUAUUGGUGAGUUAUUCAAAUAUAUACUUGAAUUUUUAAGAAAUAAUAAAUUGCUAAAAAGAACCCUUACCGAUAGGGCAUUACUCGAGGAGUUAUUACAAGAAGCCAAAUUUUAUUGUAUUGAAGGCCUUAUCAAUGAAAUAAAAUCUAAACUAUGUUCCACAGAAAGAAUAGAGCCCAUUCAGUAUUAUGUAUGCCUUCAUGAGUAUGAUCCUAUACAAAAUAGAAAAGAUCGAUAUAUGAAUUCUUCGUGCAGACAUUCGCAUAUUGAACUAGUAGGGGAUUAUGUUCCCUUUAUGGAAGUGUCAAAUAGUAUUCCUAUAGGUCCAGUAUUUGAUUCACCUGUAUUGUACAAAAAGAUUAAGAAAGAAGUAAUUAAAUGCUUCAGAUAG